This is a messenger RNA of Boeremia exigua, 870 nucleotides long. RefSeq names its product class II aldolase/adducin N-terminal. Gene Ontology annotation, cellular component: cytoskeleton. Gene Ontology annotation, molecular function: actin filament binding. NCBI's taxonomy places the organism in Eukaryota, Fungi, Ascomycota, Dothideomycetes, Pleosporales, Didymellaceae. Bases 1 to 870 code for a protein of 289 amino acids. The transcript has 2 exons. The record is from RefSeq and is a predicted model, not a curated record.
AUGAACGGGUCCAUCGUCACCAAGCAGCCCGUGCCUAAGGAACAAGAUUCCCUCAAGGAAAAGACACCACUGCAGGCAAUCUCACAGGGGGUCUGCUUGCCCGGCAUCCCUCUCUUCUCGGCACACGACAAGCAGCGCGCAUGGAUAUUGAACCACAUGGCAGGAGCAUUUCGUGUCUUCGCUCGGAAAGGAUUCACCGAGGGUAUGAGCGGUCACAUCAGUGUCCGAGAUCCAGCGGAUGAGCACGCCUUUUGGACGAAUCCACUGGGAAAACACUUUGCUCUUCUCGAGCCGUCCGAUAUGAUAUUAGUCAACUACGAUGGAAAGCCGAUUGGAGGUAACACAAGUCGACCAGCGAACGCAGCUGGCUUCUUGAUACACUCAGCAGUGCAUAAGGCGAGACCCGAUGUCAAUGCUGCGUGUCAUACCCACAGCAAAGCGGGCAAAGCAUGGAGUACCUUUGCAAAGCCGCUUGAGAUGAUUAAUCAAGACGUGACUUACUUUUAUGGUGAUGCUCAGGCUGUAUAUACAGAGUUCGGAGGUGUUGUAUUCAGUGAAGAAGAAGGUCAACGUCUAGCGGCUGCUCUGGGACCGAAGGGCAAGGGCAUGAUCCUGCGGAACCAUGGUCUUCUGACUGUAGGAGGAACCGUCGAUGAAGCUGCAUAUCUAUACACACUGAUGGAGCGAUCCUGUGAGGUCCAACUUAUGGUCGAAGCUGCAGCAGCCAACGGCGUUCCUAAAGUGUACGUUGAUGACGAGGCAGCAGCCUACACUUUCAAGAUGGGAAGCGACCCCGAGAGUCUCUACUGGGAAUUUCAGCCUGAUUUGGAAUACGAACAAGUACACAGCAAUGGUGCUUUCGAGGUAUGA